This is a messenger RNA of Fonsecaea multimorphosa CBS 102226, 750 nucleotides long. RefSeq lists its product as uncharacterized. The transcript has 4 exons. The coding region runs from base 1 to 750 and encodes 249 amino acids. Lineage: Eukaryota; Fungi; Ascomycota; Eurotiomycetes; Chaetothyriales; Herpotrichiellaceae. Gene Ontology annotation, molecular function: oxidoreductase activity. The record is from RefSeq and is a predicted model, not a curated record.
AUGGCCUCUCUGGAAGGAAAAAAAAUUGCUAUCACAGGUGCAGCAAGUGGCAUCGGGCUGGCAACUGCCCAAUUACUAGCCAGUCGAGGUGCCGUGCUAUCUAUAUCGGAUGUCAAUCAAGAUAGUCUCCAGAAAGCCCUAGACUCGCUACCAGGCAAGGGCCACUUCGCCACCGUUGUCGAUGUCCGGAACAGUGCCAAGGUGACCGAAUGGAUCAAAGACACCGCGGAACGCCUGGGUGGUCUGGAUGGUGCAGCCAAUGUUGCGGGCGUCGAACGGGAAGGAGGCCGUCAUCUCGCCGAGUCCCGCGACGAAGAUUGGGAUUUCGUCAUGGGCAUCAAUGGCGCAGGAGUAUUUUACUGCAUGAGGGCACAGUUGCAGCAGAUGAUAAAGGGUGGCGGCGGCUCAAUCGUCAACGUCUCGAGCGUUGCAGGAUUCGUUGGGUUGGCCGAUACGGGAAUUUACAACGCCAGCAAACAUGCCGUUCGAGGUCUGACAAGGACGGCGGCCCGCGAGUAUGGAUCCGACAAUAUCCGCGUAAACGCGGUGGCUCCAGGCGUUAUCAGGACACCGUUGGUCAAAGCAAUGGAAACCGGGUUCAGGAAUGGACCUGUCACCACAAAAAUGCAAGCAUUAGACCGGCAGGCCGAUCCCAAGGAAGUUGCAACAGUCAUUGCCUUCUUGCUGAGCGACGAUUCCAGUUUUGUCACCGGAUCAACGUACAAAGUGGAUGGAGGAUGGACUGCCUAG